AUGGCUGAUCAGGGCCGGCCGAAGACCUCACUACCCGAGACCAACAACCUUGAUCCAGACACUUGCAGGAUAUGCCGGGGUGAGGCGACACCCGACGAACCGCUUUUCUACCCCUGCAAAUGCAGCGGCAGUAUCAAAUAUGUGCACCAAGAGUGCCUGAUGGAGUGGCUUUCGCACUCGCAGAAGAAACACUGCGAGCUGUGCAAAACGCCUUUCCGCUUCACUAAGCUGUACUCGCCUAAAAUGCCGAACACACUCCCCGUCCAUGUCUUUAUCGGCCAUGUAGCGAAAUACCUCUUUCGGAACAUUUUGACGUGGCUGCGGGCCGGCUUGGUGGCAGUGGUAUGGCUCUGUUGGCUCCCUUGGCUCAUGCGUUCUGUCUGGUCGUUUCUGUUUUGGCUGAGCGACGAAGGCCUUGGUGGUGGACAAUUUUGGAUUCCCGCCAACAUCUCGGCAUCGCAUCCCGGACACCCAUACAUCGGCUUGAAGUACCUUGACGCCUGCCCUCUCAACAAGUCCGCUUACAAGUCAGCCAUGAGUCCGAAUCUUGGCCGCAACAUGAAUGGACUCUUGCAGACGCAUUCCACAGCACCUUUCUCCGGGUCAUGGCACGGAUUCGACAUCACCACUGAUGACUCCUUGACCGCAGGUAUGCUGAGGCUCUUUUUCGGGUCCAUGCCGCCCUCCUUCACAGUGAGCCAUAGCAUCCCUGGGGCUGCUACGUCCUUUGAUCCGCAUGCGUCCCUCCUGAGUAAUGUUUCGUUCCUUCGAAACUUUUCGCGCUAUCCUGUACUGAACCGGACGCUCAUCAACAUCUUCGAGGGUCAGAUCAUUACCAUUUUGGUCAUUAUCUGUUUCAUUCUUGUCAUCCUGGUCCGUGACUACGUGGUUCAACAACAACCCGAGAUUAACAUGCGAGCUGCUUUUGCUGCUAAUGAGCAGGAGCAGCACCAGCACCAGCACCAACAUCAACACGAGAAUGAUGAAGAACAGCGAAUGGCCGCACAAGUAGAGAAUCUUCCGGGGCCAGAUGAUGAUUGGAUCGACCAAGACGACGACGGAUCUGCUGCAGAGUGGCAAAAUCAGGUGCUCGACCUACCUUUUGGGAACAUUGGCCCGCGCUGGGAGCAGGAUAACAGUCAAGCCGAGGGUUCCAACGGGCCUUUUGUCCAACCGCAGCCUCAAUCAAGCGCGGAGGAGCAGGCCGAAGCUUCAGAGUUAGUGACUGAUACCCUGGCGAAUCUUGCCCCGUCUCCGAUCCAAACCUCCGAUGGUUUAGACACAGAGCAGCCACAAAGCCCCGUAGCUACGGUCCACGAGUAUCUGAGAAUUUAUCGGCAAUCGAACGGAGAUCCGCACCUGAUUCUCCAAGCUAUUCGGGAUGAGGGCUUAGAGGACAAGCUUGGAUACUGGGCCCGUGUCACCAGGUCCAUGAUUGACAAGACGAAUGGCAAUCCGCCCCAACAACCCAGCAAUGAGGAAGGGCAACAUUCGCGAGGACAUAGAUGGGCUGAUGGGCCACCAGGGGAAGAACCCCCAAUUGUACAGCUUCCUCUACCUUCGACGCCUGAAUUCGCCUGGCAUGGCGGCAUGACGAGUGCCAAUGACGAUUUUUCGGAGGCCAAGGGCAAAGAAAAGGAAGAUGAGGUGCCCGAGGAGUCUCAAGAUUCGCCCAUUGCUUCCGGGGCAUCUUCAUCGUGGAAUAACGCUCUGAGGCCUCGGUCUGUCUCGGAUGGGCCCCAGAGAGCGGCUACCGUCAACCCCCUGGCCAACAACAGCUGGUCGUUCUCGGCCUUGCCAGCUGAUGCUCCUGCACGCGGAAACGCAUCUUCACAGGAGCUUCCACAAGUAACAGAACAGCCCGAUGAUGCGUGGGAGAGGACUGGCGCACCAAGAACGCCGACUCCAGUUGACUGGACCUGGACGCCUGCUGCAGGAGAAGACACCGAGGAGCUCGAAGCACAACUUGACGCCUCGAACCUAGACGAUGUUAGCACUGCGGCCUCAGCAUCAGGUUCCGCACAUGCUGCCUUUGAACACCUUGAGCUCGACCAUGCCGGUCUCGAUGUAAACCCCGAUGGCGUAGACAUUCGCGAACAGGAGCCUGCCGUGGCAAAUGCUGGCGACAUAGCGGUGCCUCAGCGACCCCCUCUGCAGCGCGGCGUCAUGGAUCGCCUUGCUGAUUUCAUGUGGGAUGGCAUCGAAGCUCGAGAGCUAGACAUCGGAGCUGGCCAUGCUGACAUUCUCGACGUUGAACAUGUUCACGAUAACGUUGGUGAUGACGAGCUUUUCGAAGAAGCGAUCCCUCUGGAAGGCGACAACCCUGACGACUUUGAACGCGAUCCAGAAGUUGUCGAGGCAGCAGUGGCAGCGGGCUUGGAUCCCGAAGCCAUGGAUGAUGCGGAAGAUAUCGAGGGCGUACUGGAGCUCAUUGGCAUGCGUGGACCCCUUGUGGGACUGUUCCAAAAUGCUGUAUUCUGCGCAGUCUUGGUUUCCGUCACCAUCUUCAUCUGCGUCUUCAUUCCUUAUAAUAUCGGGCGCGUCAGCGUGUGGGCGGCAAUGAACCCGAUGCGCUUGGUUCGUAUGCUGUUCAGCUUCACGAAGUUCAUUCAAGAUCUUGCUGUCGCUAUCGUGGCGGGAUUCUGUAGCCUACUAUUGGGUGCCAUGUUCAUGGUUGGCAACGCUCUAGGACUGUGGUUGCCCUCAGCGCGGCGGUCCUGCGAGAACCUUAUGGCUCACACUUGGAAUCUAUCAGACCAUGCAGGCAAGCGAAUUCUCGAGAGUCUGAGUGGCGAACUUCCCCUGAUUUCUGCUACGGAGAUGCAGAAUUUCUCUGCCAUCAGCCAUGAGGCAUUGCAAACGCUGAAGAGUCAAGUCGCGGCCCUGUUCGUCGGCCUCGGGGCUGCUUUAGACGUAGUCUUCGACGGAAAACUCCCCAGCAAGGCGUUGCACUUCAUCGUUUGGGCAGGCAAGGUUGGAGUCUCUGCCCUAUACUUGAUGCGUGACUUGCCGCAUAUUCUUCUCAACCCAGCCAGCUGGGUCAUCAGUUUCGAUGUCCCCGAUAUGCCAGUCGGCGUUGACCCUGCACUGGCAUCAUGGUCAGGACCCGACCGUUUCUGGGCCAUUUUGUGUGGUUACCUCAGCAUGUCUGGUGUGGGAGCGCUGUACCUGCGCAGAGGCACACCUUUUUCGAACGGACAAAUCGCCCAGGAAUGGGAGGCAUCGUUGAUUGAUCUCCUGAAUCAAGCCAGCGGCGUCAUGAAGGUCAUCUUGAUCAUCAGCAUCGAGAUGCUCGCCUUCCCGCUCUACUGUGGCCUCCUUCUGGAUGCUGCCCUACUUCCUCUUUUCGAAGACGCCACCUUAAAGUCCCGGAUGGCUUUCACCAUCAAUUACCCCCUAACCUCAAUAUUUGUGCAUUGGUUUGUAGGCACUGGGUACAUGUUCCAUUUCGCGCUCUUCGUAUCCAUGUGUCGAAAGAUCAUGCGCAAGGGGGUGCUAUACUUUAUCCGAGAUCCUGAUGAUCCCGACUUCCACCCCGUUCGCGACGUCCUUGAGCGGAAUGUUGUAACGCAACUUCGAAAGAUACUGUUCUCCGCGUUCGUCUAUGGCGCGCUGGUCAUUGUCUGCCUUGGGGGUGUUGUCUGGGGGCUAUCCUUCACCGUACCCAACGUGCUGCCAAUUCACUACUCAUCGAAUGAGCCGGUACUGGAGUUUCCGAUCGACCUACUCUUUUAUAACUUCGCCAUGCCACUCGCUGUCAAGUUCUUCAAACCCAGUGAUGGCCUCCAUGCCAUGUACACCUGGUGGCUUCGAAAAUGCGCUCGCGGCCUACGUCUCACUUGGUUCCUGUUUGGUGAGCGUCGGAUUGAUGAAGAGGGUACGUUGGUUCUGCGCCCGUCGUCCAGGUACAGCUCCCUCCCGUGGUGGAAGCGCUUCUUCCUCGAGGUCAACCAAAAGAGCCAGGUGGUGCCCAAGAGAUGGAAGAACACGUUCAAAGGUGGUACUGCCAAGCCAUCGUCGGCGCUCAGCAAAGAGAAAUUCACCAGCUCCAGUCUACGAAAACGCAGGCUCGUUGAGUCCGGUCAGCUCAUCAAAGACGGUGUCUUUGUGCGCACGCCGGGCUCUGAUCAGGUCAAGAUUCCCAAAGGCGACAAGGUGUUCAUGGAAGUAUCCGAGGAUGAUGAACGCAUGGAUGGCAAGCCUGACCUUCCUGAUACGGACCUGUACUCGUCCGACCAAUAUCAGCUGGUUUACCUGCCGCCGCAUUUCAAAGCCCGCAUUUUCCUCUUCAUCCUCUUUAUUUGGGUCUUCGCCGCAGUCACUGGCGUUGGCUUCACCAUCGUUCCUCUUGUUUUUGGGCGCAAGAUGUUCGAGAUUCUCAUUCCGGCGCACAUCCGCACCAACGACAUAUACGCGUUCAGCAUUGGCAUCUACAUUCUCGGCUCCGCUGCCUACUUGGCCUUCCAUCUCCAUUCAAUCGUUGGAAAGGUCCGUAGCUGGAGUGCGACUGCUCUUCGGACUGUAUUUGCUAGCGAGGCACCAGCACGCUUGGCACGUUUCGUGUUGCGCGCCGCGAAGCUCGUGUACACGUACACCAUCCUACUCGUCGUUUUCCCCCUGAUACUCACCUCUCUAAUGGAGCUGUAUCUCAUCAUACCUCUCCACACAUAUGUCAACCCCCCCUCUCCAUACGCACUACCCGUAGAAAAUACCGGUACGUUGGCUGCUGGUGUUACCGCGCCUAACCAGCACACCGCCCGUGUCAUCCAGUCUUGGACCCUGGGUCUCUUGUAUGUCAAGCUUGGUGCACGCAUCAUCACAAGUCUCUACGAAGGUCAUCGCCCUGCGCACGCUGUUCGCGCCGUCCUUCGGCGUGGUUGGCUUGACCCCGACGCUGGCGUUUUGACACGGGCUUUCGUCAUCCCCGGCCUGUUUGUCGGCGGGCUCGCCCUCUUUGGCCCUGCCUACGGUGCCAGCCUUCUCGAGGCUCGUGGCAUGCUUGGCACUCCCAGCCCGGCGCCACACGAGCUCAAGAUGGUGUACCGCCUUGCAUACCCGGCGGCUGCCUUCAGUGCGCUGGCGGCGGUUCUGUUGUGGAGUGUGCUCGGGGUAUUCCACUCAUGGAAGGUAAGAAUACGGGACGAGGCGUAUCUCAUUGGAGAAAGGCUACACAACUUCGGCAUGGGCACCGUUGGGGCCACUGCUGGGAGGACGCAGUGGCGCGGAGCAAGGAUGUGA
Messenger RNA from Verticillium nonalfalfae, 5238 nucleotides. RefSeq lists its product as uncharacterized. The record is from RefSeq and is a predicted model, not a curated record. Lineage: Eukaryota; Fungi; Ascomycota; Sordariomycetes; Glomerellales; Plectosphaerellaceae. The coding region runs from base 1 to 5238 and encodes 1745 amino acids. Gene Ontology annotation, molecular function: zinc ion binding. The transcript has 2 exons. Gene Ontology annotation, cellular component: endoplasmic reticulum membrane.